GCGAGUACAGGCCCGCGAUGGUCCGAAGAUCAUUUGUUAAGGUCUUUUCACGAUUACUUUUUGAUGGUGCCUAGUUGUUUAGCCCUUUCUGGUGCAGCCUCAAUCAAUUCUGCGAUAAUAAUUUGUUGUGCUUCUCAGGUGAAAUCGUCUGCAAACAGGAGAAUUAAAACGGCCCCAAAUGAACAGGCACUUGGCCAUUGUAGAGAGAACACAGAACUUUUUGGGAGUAAAUUCCAGGAACUUUCUGAAAAGGCUUGUUAAAGGGAGUCUUUUCAUUGCUCGCUUUUACCUCUGGCCAGGCGCAGUCUUUUUUCUUCGGUUCCUAAUCCGCAUCGUAACGCGUUUUUUUCUCUCAACAAGGGAAAAAAAAGAACACAAAACCGGGUUCCACGCGGUGCUUUAGUGGCUAAAAUUGAAAGAGCCGCUUCACAAGGGCACAACAGUAUGAAUCGCUUUGGAAAAUUGGCUGUUCUGAAUAGGUGAAGGAGGAAAACGUUUAAUCGGGUCCUGGGGAGAUUCUGAGAUUGCAAUCUGCUAUUGCCACAGGUGGAAUCUGGACUUUCGCCCCUGACAUCCACAAAUUGAGAGGGAGAUCAGAGCGGCUCUAGUCAGCGGCUGCUCACACCAAGUCCUGGGAUGGCAAGCUCUGGUCAUUUGGAGACAGUUGUGUCCUGUCCCAGGCAGACGGCAAGGAAUGGAGCUUCCGCCACGAGCUGCAAUGGAGCUACCCCAAAGGCACUGGCCUUUUCCAUCGAAAGGAUCAUGGCCAAAUCCUCAGAACCAAGGAGCCAUACUGAACAAAGACAAAGCUUGGAGAAAGCUGAAGGCAAAAAGGUUGGGAAAUUGUGUUCUCCUGUCCCGUGUAUGCUUCCUAUCCAACCAUUCCCUUAUGACUUGCAAGCUAAAGCUCUCUUGAACUAUUCUGAGGUAUGGAAGACUAACCUGAGGGGGUCACUUUGUACUUCUGCGGCAAUGUGUAAAUCAAACUGUGGGAUGUGCUGUAAAACUGACUUAACUUUAGGCCCUUCUAUGAUGACUGCAAACAGACUGAUUAAACCCCAAGUCAUAAACCAAACGGUCGCUAUGCCCGCCAACGGUUCCCUUUAUUAUUUCAACUAUCUGGACACUACCUACCACCCUUCAGAGUUGCUUCAUGGACAUCACAUCUUCCCAUCUCACAUCCUCGGUUCUCAGCCCCCAGCCUCGCUUUCUGCUCACCAGAAACUUCUUUUGUUGGAGAAUGCUAAAUUUGCCAGCUUGGCCGCAGAAAAAUAUCCAACGCCACAAUUUCCUCACAAAGAACGGAUCCCAGGACAGCUGGACCAAGUGAUCAAAGAAAACAGCAGCUUUCCAGUCGAAAAGAAUGUAAUUAAAAAUCAUCAAAAACUGAGCAACACCUCAAACGAUGGCAAACCCAAAAACUUUACCUGUGAAGUGUGUGGAAAGGUUUUUAACGCACAUUAUAACUUAACACGCCACAUGCCAGUUCACACUGGGGCCAGACCGUUUGUGUGCAAGGUCUGUGGGAAAGGUUUUCGACAGGCUAGUACCCUGUGCAGACAUAAAAUAAUCCAUACACAGGAGAAACCUCAUAAAUGCAAUCAGUGCGGAAAAGCUUUUAACCGAAGCUCCACUCUCAACACUCACAUUCGGAUCCACGCUGGUUACAAACCUUUUGUUUGCGAGUUCUGUGGGAAAGGAUUUCACCAAAAAGGAAACUACAAGAAUCACAAACUGACUCACAGCGGAGAAAAACAGUUUAAAUGUAAUAUCUGCAACAAAGCAUUCCAUCAGGUGUAUAAUUUAACGUUUCAUAUGCAUACGCACAAUGACAAAAAGCCCUUCACUUGCGGCACUUGUGGGAAAGGAUUUUGCAGGAACUUUGAUUUGAAGAAGCAUAUAAGGAAAUUACACGACGGUAACUCCGCCACAGCCCCAGCGAACGAACGUUCAAGGGUGGGGCAAAGUUAGUUUUAUAGACUUCGAUUUAAGGUUUUUGGGCGGACAAUCAUUUCUGUACAUUGCAUUUUGAAGUAAGAUCUAUUUGAGAUUGUUCGAUGCACUGCAAUGCUCUUUACUUCGCACACAGUUAUGCAACAGUGGAGAAUUCAUAAGAUAACUUUCCACACUUGAAUUUGUAUGUUUAAAUGGAUCGAAGUCUGUGCAGAAAAAAAACUACCGAGACGCGACAGCAUGUCUUAGUCCUACAAUAUUCCAAAAGUGUUGUGAAUCAAUCGUAAUGUAAAUAUUCAUGUUAAUUAAAUGUCUUAUAUCAUUAUUUUUUCUGUAUUGUAGUAUUUUAUAAAUGAAACUUACCGUGGAUUGGUAAAUCUUACAUUUUAAAGUAUUUGUUAGGACGUUGAUUCGUUUGCAUUUCUGUACAUUUUAAUCCCGUUGUAAAAAUUGAACGUGUCUACCUGCAAAAUAAAAAAAAUAAAGUUUU
Messenger RNA from Chiloscyllium plagiosum (whitespotted bambooshark), 2443 nucleotides. NCBI's taxonomy places the organism in Eukaryota, Metazoa, Chordata, Chondrichthyes, Orectolobiformes, Hemiscylliidae. The record is from RefSeq and is a predicted model, not a curated record.